Molecule: messenger RNA, 865 nt
Organism: Vigna umbellata (rice bean)
Lineage: Eukaryota; Viridiplantae; Streptophyta; Magnoliopsida; Fabales; Fabaceae
Source: RefSeq, a predicted model, not a curated record
UGGAAGUCUGUACAGAAUAUAGAUUUGCUUAGAGUUUUGUAGCAUCUGUUGGAUUUCUUUUGUUAAAUUAUUGAAUAUCAAUCUUCUCUGCAUGGUGGCUUUUUCAUUGCAAAUGUUUGAUGGCUUAAUUAUUUUUCUCCGCUUAUUUACUCUGCUUGUUUUUAAUAUAGUGCUACAAUGGCUAUCUAUGACGCCGUACAGCUUGUGAGGGCCGAUGUUUCCACGGUUGCACUUGGAAUUUCAGCAUCAACAGCUUCUGUUAUCCUCGGUGGUGGCACCAAAGGCAAGCGGUUUGCUAUGCCAAAUACACGAAUUAUGAUUCACCAACCUCUGGGAGGUGCUAGUGGACAAGCUAUAGAUGUAGAAAUUCAGGCUAAUGAAGUUAUGCACAACAAGAAUAAUAUCACAAGAAUUAUAGCAGGUUUCACUGGACGCUCAUUUGAGCAAGUACAGAAAGAUAUUGAUAGGGAUAAAUAUAUGUCUCCAAUUGAAGCAGUUGAGUAUGGAAUUAUUGAUGGUGUGAUCGAUAGAGAUAGAAUUAUUCCUCUCAUGCCAGUGCCAGAAAGGGUGAAAUCAACACUAAACUAUGAAGAAAUAAGUAAAGACCCAAAGAAAUUCCUAAACCCAGAAAUUCCUGAUGAUGAGAUAUACUAGCUAUCCUUGAAUUCAAUGUUACGCUGAUAGCAGUAUACAACAUUUUGGGUGAAGCUUCAGCAUGCUGUAACAAACCCUCAAAAGUGUAGGAUUUGCAUUUUUAAUUUUUGUGUGGGUGAGUGAAAAAUUACUGUUCUGUUAUGGAGAAUUUUGUUGGUUAUCAUUAGCUCUAUUAUUUCUUCGUUAAAUCAACUACUAUCAUUUUUUCUUA